This is a messenger RNA of Psilocybe cubensis, 2877 nucleotides long. RefSeq lists its product as uncharacterized. The record is from RefSeq and is a predicted model, not a curated record. Lineage: Eukaryota; Fungi; Basidiomycota; Agaricomycetes; Agaricales; Agrocybaceae. The transcript has 2 exons. Bases 1 to 2877 code for a protein of 958 amino acids.
AUGGCUCCUCAUCGAGUUGCGGGCGCAGCGACCGUCUCGCCGUACGUGUAUGAUGCUCGUCAGGAGCGGGCCACGUCUGGCCAAACGCUGGUCCAUGCAUCCAGUCCAGUCUCAGGAGGGGCAGGCGCCGUGACGUCUGCUACCGCUGCUACGAAUGUCAAUGAAAACGCGGAUCGUGGGGCUCCUCAUGGGAAAGGGAAAAAGCCCAAGGCGAAGCCAAGGGCGGAGAGACCUCCUAGGCAGGAAGAAGAAAUGAGAUUCAAUACUGGGCCUAGAAGUUUGCGCCCUCCGCCGGCAAGUAGAGGGGUCCGCAGAGGGUUUCGUAUACCAGGAAGGACGUACCCUGAAGAUCAGAAUGGAAUACCUGAUUACCCUCCGCCUUCGUUUCAGGAGGCAAUGACUACGCCCCCAGUUUCUGUAUGCUCUAGUACGACGUCGCUGCCACUGGCGCCCACACUGCCGUUGAUUAUUCCCGCUAACAUACCAGAAGAACCACAAGUAUCGAUUGUCCAGCCCGUUGAGGAACCGCGAGAAUCGAUUGAUCAACCCGUAGCGCAAGUGGUCACGACUGACCCACAGGGUGCCGAUAACGACGUGGAUUUUGAAGGCGAGAUGUUUAUUAUCGAUCGAAAUUCGGUUCCUGUCUGUUCUACCGACCUCCCGAGUGGUGCUGCAUUGGAGGAACGAGUAAAGAGCGACUGGCUCAAGCGCCGAGGAACGGAGUUUCCAAAUAAAUCAUCGGCCUUGAUGAACCAUUCCUCUGCGAGUAAACCUCUAAGUGAUGGGAUUAAUGCCCUCACACGGGGACGAUCUGCUAAAAAGCUUUUGACGCCUUUGCUUAUCGACCCAGACCCAAAGAAUGAUGACUUUGGGCCGAUUCCCGUCAGUCCUAAGCGACGUUUUUUGUCGCUCUCCCCAUUAAAGACGAUAUUUCCUCCACGUUCGCCGGUUCACGAAGAUCGCGCAACUUUGUCUGCGCACCCUUCGCCAACAUCACCAUACCAUACUUCCCGCUCCAUUUUCUUCCGAAGCUCAUCAUCGUUGGCGACCGCAUCUUUCCUUCGGUUGCCACUUCUAUCACCGCCGCCGCCGCACACCGGAAAAAGAGAACCUUUAUCGCGAAGAAUUUUCAGAAGAGAUCGCAGCAAGCAGAACUCAGAUGGUCUACACCAGAAUGCGGAACCAAUUGAAACUUGGGAAGUUGUCGAGGAAGAAACAUAUGCUGGAGUCGAUGAAUUGGGGAAUGAAACUGUUAUUCAUCCUCGCAGCUUGUUGUCAGCGAUUGAGUCAAUCCAACAACAUUCCAAUGGCAAUGGCGAUACUUCUCCAACGAAGAGCGUGAGCUUUUCAUUAGGGACACCAUACAUGUCUGAUGCCUCUAGGGCAAAGAGAUCGCUAAUGGUACCAGAGUCCUCAGAGGAAGAACGGCGUACGCUGAGAAUACCAUCGCCACAGGCUUCCCAGGAAACAUUCCUGAGAGAUUGGAAAGGGUCAUCUCAACUUUUCCUUGAUCGUUCUGUACAUCGAAACCGAUCCCCGACACCUGGUGCUUCCGAAUCUACGCACAGGAGCCCUACAUUCCUGGCCUCUGAAUCCACAACUUCCCUGAACUCGGGCCCGCCAUUGGUGUCUGUACGCGUCCGCGCCGUGUCUCCAUCUCCUGCGCCUUCACUCACGGUGUUGAAGCACGUCGCACAGGUUGCGCAUCCUUCUCCUCUACGAUUGGGUACAAACACUACUCAUAGCCUCGUGGGGGAUCAGUCAGCUGCCGAAGCAGCUAUGUACCAGAAGGCUUUAGACACACCACUUCCAAUGACUCCCACUCUCUACCAUCAGUUUGAUCUUGACGGCUCUGUCGCUGCAUUCAACGACGAAGACAUCUUGUCAGACCUGCCUGUGCUCUCGGCCGGCACCUCGCCAAGAUUGCUGACAAACCCGAUCUCCGAAGACCAUCAUCGCAUUGCACCCGCACUCACCGCUGCACCUGCAACUACGACGUCAAGGAUGGCUACACCACCGCCUCCUUCUGGACCUUCUACGAUGUCAGUUACUACAGAAGUGGUAAAGUCGAACUCGUUGGAGGAACCUAUCACUCCAUCACGGCACCACUACGCUGGCCGACCACUUCCGCGCCCGCCGCCGAGUGCGUCUGUUCCUACUAACACGAACCGUGUUCAUGUUGUCGAUUCGGUAUACGCGUCCUCGGACCCGACUUUGACGCUUAGAAAUAACCCGCUUAGCACCUGUCCGGAGGGUCUUUUGAUUGACUUGGAGGAUACGACGUUAGACACCAUUCCAGCGAGCCGUUCUUCGACGCCUUUAUCGUCUGAGAGGUAUACAUCCCAGCCGCACCUCCCAUUGGCUCAAGUACAGGCUCAGGCUUCCUCAUCCUCAGUUAAUCUUAUGAGGGAUCCAAGGAUGCUGAACAUCAGCUCCUCAAGAAGCCCCUUGUCAGGAUCGCGUCAUUCCCCUGGCGCUGCUAUUCAGCAGAACAGCAGCGCCCCGAAUAAUGUACUUUCAGACCUGACAGAUUUGGAUUUGUUGGUUUCCAGACUGGCAGAUGCAGAUCCAAACGGUACUGAUUAUGAUGUGAGUUCUGGUCACCACGGGUGGAACGGUACGCGCCUCAAACAGCCCCCAGACGCUUCUCCUGCUUUCCGAGAUAAUUGGGCCAGCCAGUACAGAUUUGACCUCGACGACGACCUCGAACCCGAACUCGAACCUGUCAUUGAACCCGAAUUCGAGCCCGAACCACAGCGGUGCAACCGACAACCGUACAACACCUACGAUCACAUCCAGCAACAACGCGACUUCGUCCACUCCGAUCUGCACCCCCCGGCACCCCAGCGACAAUAUCUCGCUCAUCGCGCGUAUUGA